AUGGCGGAGAGGUUCGCGAUUGGGCUAGCCAAGACGGCGGUGGAGGGGACGCUGGUCGCUGUGAGGACGGCCAUCGCGGAAGAGCUGAGGCUCAAGGUGCAAGUUCAGCAAGACCUGGUGUUCAUCACGGGCGAGUUCCAAAUGAUGCGGUCGUUCCUCAAGGAGGCGAACAUAGAGCGUGCCAAGAAUGAAGUGGUGCGGACAUGGGUGAGGCAGCUCCGUGAGCUUGCCUUCGACGUGGAGGACUGCGCCGAGCUCAUCAUCAGCCUCAGCGCAACCAAGCCGUGUGCUUGUAUAUGGAGCUGGCGCCUGGGCCGGCAUUAUUUCCCCAUGCUACGGCUACUUCCCUUGGAUGAGGCAAUAGCCAAUAUACAGGAGCUCAAAGCCAGGGUGGUGGAUGUAAGCCAAAGAUGCACCCGCUACAACCUCCUCAGCAACUUCGACGACGCCCCUGGCUCCAAGCUGGAGGCCACCACCCCCUAUACAUUGGCAGCAGCGGCAACAUUCCAAGACCUAAUGGAGGUGUGGAAGACCAUGGGAAAGUUUGGCUAUCACAUCACUGACGAUCUGAAAAGGUUGAUUGAUUGCCAAGGCAGUUCGGCUGAACCAUGGUCCAGAAUCACGCCUCUCUCACUUUGGCCAAGUCCUCAAGCUGAUGUUGUUGGGGAACAUGGGUGCAUGAGUAUUCUGAAGAAGGCGUAUGAUGACCCAGAAAUCUACCAAGAAUUCAAGAACCGUGCCUGGGUAAAGUUGAGUACACAUCAUCCUUUCAAUCCGGUAAAGUUUCUCAACGACUUGUUGACUCAGUUUAGUACAUCUCACCAUCACCACCACCAUGAGGACAUAUCCGAGCUCAUGCUGCAAGUCAAUAAGCACAGGUAUCUCAUCGUCCUAGAGGAAGAGUUAUCCAGUGUUGCAGACUGGAAUGCCAUCAGAAAGUGUCUCCCGGACGGCAAAAAGGGCAGCCGGAUUGUUGUCUCCACCAAGCAUUUGAAAAUUGCAAUUGUCUGCACGCGGGUCCCCUACCAAGUUUCCCAACUUAUACACUUGUCUCAUGACCGAGGUCUUUAUGCCUUUUUCCCAAAGUAUUUAAUCAUGGAAAACAUAUGUCUACUCUAUGAGAGGAACUUUAAGAUAUCAGGUCGCCCUAUUCCAAAUGUUCAUUUUAAUCCAAGAGCUGGUACCUAG
Messenger RNA from Triticum turgidum subsp. durum (durum wheat), 1188 nucleotides. NCBI's taxonomy places the organism in Eukaryota, Viridiplantae, Streptophyta, Magnoliopsida, Poales, Poaceae. The record is from the annotation of a GenBank genome assembly.